UCCAACAAAAAACCGUGAACACAAAACAGUUUUAUCAUUUCGUCCAUGAAGAAAGUUACAAUGAAACUUCUGAAUAUCCUGUGUAUUAUCAACAUGGUGAUUUAUGUUAACUCUUUGACAUGUUUCGUAUGUGGAUCGGCCAAGGAGGAUUCUUGCAAAAAUUUCGACUUCUCAGUGAACUUGAUGAACUGUACGCAGAAAGAUUCAAAGUGUUUCUCGGUAACGUCACAAUUCAGACUCGAUGGAGAAAAACCUAUAGCUUACGAUAGAGGAUGUACCUCUGCUGAAAAUUUCUGUUCAGACUACAAGGAAGUGUAUGGUUCUAACAGAGUAACGAGCUGCGAGGAAUGCAUGGAUGCUGGCUGCAAUACUGCUUCUAUGUGAAUUCAGAUCCUGUGAAAUUCAGAGAUAUUUUUCAGGAAAAGAACAUAGACAAUACUUUCUCAUUUAGGCUACGACUGACAUAUGGAUAAAUUAGAGAUUUUGUUGGG
Coccinella septempunctata (seven-spotted ladybird) is the source of this 491-nucleotide messenger RNA. RefSeq lists its product as uncharacterized. The record is from RefSeq and is a predicted model, not a curated record. The transcript is spliced from 2 exons. NCBI's taxonomy places the organism in Eukaryota, Metazoa, Arthropoda, Insecta, Coleoptera, Coccinellidae. Bases 46 to 384 code for a protein of 112 amino acids.